UCCAUUUGCAAAAAAGGAAGCAGGUGAAGUGAGGUAAUUGGUCAGACACAGAAUUUACUGACCGCGGGGAUGCGCUCACUGACAGAUUCCAUGCUUAAUUACUGUGAGACUUUAAAGAGGCGCGCGCUCGUGUUGCUUUUACGUCGAUGAGUAAACGUAAAGCUUGUGUGCAUAAGUGAGACCGGGCGGCGCAGUCAAUAUAUCUCUCUAAAUAAAGAUAAACACAAGCUUAGGAAGAACUUGCAGAACUUUUUGCCCUGCUAAAGUAAGACAUAAUGCCUGUUCGACGGGGACACGUUGCGCCUCAGAACACCUUCCUGGAUACCAUCAUUCGCAAAUUCGACGGGCAAAAUCGCAAAUUCAUCAUAGCCAAUGCUCGAGUUGAAAACUGCGCCAUCAUCUUCUGCAAUGAUGCCUUUUGCGGCAUGUGCGGCUACACACGUGCAGAGGUCAUGCAGAAGCCGUGUACCUGCAGUUUUCUGUAUGGACCGCAUACUGGACGACCAGCGAUGGCCCAGAUGGCCAAAGCCUUACUGGGCUCUGAAGAAAGAAAAGUGGAGAUCUCCCUAUACAGGAAAGAUGGUGUGUGUUUACCAUGCUUAGUGUAUGUGGUUCCAGUUAAGAAUGAGGAUGGUUUAGUCAUCAUGUUCAUCCUGAACUUUGAGCUGGCAGAUCAACCCCACGGCAGCUCACCGGGCAGAGACAUCAACCUCAAACACACCAUCCCAUGGCUCUCUAAAGCAAGAAGACACCGUAUCAGGUUGCCUCUGCCUUUGCUGCGUUCCCUGAGUGGCAGUAAACAGUCUCUGCAUGAAGAUGCUGAAAAAGGCUACGUGCAACCGAUGCCCCAUAUGGGCCAUGAGUCAGUAGCCCUGGACAAACUGCUCUCCCUGCCUGAGUGUUCUGCAAUCGGAGGAUCUCAGCUGUUUUUGUGGGAAGAUAAGGCUCAAAAUGAGCCUGAAAGUGAGCCACAUCCAUCAGAAGUGUCCCCUCCCCUGCCUCAGGGCGUCUCUCAAUCCUCCCUUCGUCUGCACCACCUCACCUCAGAGGCAUCUCCGUCCAGCUGUAGCAUGGCACACAGUCGCUCCUGUGAGAGCCUGUGUGGCAUGCGGCCCUCACCCUCCACCAAUGACUUCAACUGGGACAGGAAACUGCCCAUCAGACCCAGUAGCACAGGUAAUGAUUCAACCAGUUAG
Molecule: messenger RNA, 1196 nt
Organism: Carassius carassius (crucian carp)
Lineage: Eukaryota; Metazoa; Chordata; Actinopteri; Cypriniformes; Cyprinidae
Product: potassium voltage-gated channel subfamily H member 2-like
Exons: 4
Coding region: 276-1196 (306 amino acids)
Biological process (GO): regulation of ventricular cardiac muscle cell membrane repolarization; potassium ion transmembrane transport; regulation of heart rate by cardiac conduction
Molecular function (GO): inward rectifier potassium channel activity
Source: RefSeq, a predicted model, not a curated record